GGCCAGUAUGAGGACUGUGUGCUCAUUCCCCGGUUGUAAUUCGGGAAGUGCAAGUGAUAAAAAGAGAAAUAAACAACAUGGGGUACGAAAUAAAGCAAUGUUUGGAUUUCCACAAACCGACAAAAAACCGUUUAUUCGACAUAAGUGGGAAGAAGUUAUAGGUCGUAAGGCAAAAGAUACCGAAGUUCUUUGUGAGUUGCAUUUUCGAUCAGAAGAUGUAUUGAGAAGUUAUGAAGUAUUUCUCCCCAAUGGGAUCAAACACACCAUGGACCGAGGAAGAAUCACCAUAAAGCCAAGUGCAAUUCCACAAAAUAACCAAGGCAAUAUCGUAUGUCCUGAAGACAAUAUCUGUGAGAAAGAGAACAUUGGACCAGCGAAUCCCCAAGAGGUGAGAAAAGGAGAGCCAAGCAUACCAGAUGUCAUUAUCGACCAACUAGAAAUUCAGUCAUCCAAAUUAGCCAUGGAUGCAUCAAACGAGGCAGACAAUCGAAUCACAUCAGAUCAGACAUAUUGGAGCCAGAAGUCCAAUUAG
Molecule: messenger RNA, 532 nt
Organism: Diachasma alloeum
Lineage: Eukaryota; Metazoa; Arthropoda; Insecta; Hymenoptera; Braconidae
Exons: 3
Coding region: 8-532 (174 amino acids)
Source: RefSeq, a predicted model, not a curated record